Messenger RNA from Polistes canadensis, 954 nucleotides. RefSeq names its product zinc metalloproteinase nas-4-like. Gene Ontology annotation, molecular function: zinc ion binding; metalloendopeptidase activity. The transcript is spliced from 4 exons. Bases 1 to 954 code for a protein of 317 amino acids. The record is from RefSeq and is a predicted model, not a curated record. Gene Ontology annotation, biological process: proteolysis. Lineage: Eukaryota; Metazoa; Arthropoda; Insecta; Hymenoptera; Vespidae.
AUGAAAGAUCCGUCAUGUAUAAUAAUCGCGUUAGCAAUCGUUUUAUCGACAAGUUUGUCGUUUGCUUGGCCGUAUAGACGUCGAGAUGUCUCUGACAAUUCGGUGGAUAGUCCAGGCGGCGGCGGUGGCGGUCUCGUAUCUCGUUUGCAAUAUCUUGGGGAAGCAGCAUACGGUCUUCCAAGUAAUGUGACGGGUUUAAAAGUGGCUAACUGGCACGAAGGAAUGUCAGUUAAUCCUGAAGAAUUGGGUAAUUACGCUGAAGGAGAUAUCCUUUUUCCACUUGGAACGAGUAGGAACGGUUUGAAAGCAAAUGCUGCUAGGUGGCCCAAUGGUAUUAUUCCUUACAUGAUCAGUCCUUAUUUUGAUGAAAGACAACGUAAACUCAUUUAUCAGGCUAUGGAGGAAUAUCACAAAUAUACAUGUAUCAAGUUCAAGCAAUAUACCGGCGAGGAAAAUGAUUACAUUAGAAUCACAGCAGGUACUACCGGUUGCUGGAGUAGCGUAGGUAGGAUAGGUGGGCGGCAAGAUGUGAAUCUUCAGGUGCCAGGAUGCGUGACCAAAAAGGGUACCGUGAUUCAUGAAUUCAUGCACGCUAUUGGCUUUUUUCAUGAACAAAGUAGAUACGAGCGAGAUGAAUACGUUACUAUCAUAUGGAAAAACAUCGUUAAUGGCCACGAAAGUAAUUUCGAAAAGACAUCGAGAGAAAUCACUGAUGCCUUCGGUGUUGGCUAUGACUAUGGCAGCGUGAUGCAUUACUCCGCCUAUGCAUUUUCCAAAAAUGGAGAAGCAACUAUAAUACCAAAAGAACCAGGUGGUCUUUUGGGUCUUAUCGGAGAAAUCUUCCAGGGCAAAACCAAGGUUGAACUUGGACAACGAGAGGGACUUAGUAAACGAGACAUUCAAAAGAUUCGCAGAAUGUAUCACUGCAAUAAACGCAGGCGUAGUCAUAACUGA